UAAUUAAUAAGAAGAAUUGAAUUCAAUGACAGUAACACUAUCAAUUAAUUAGGUAGCCAAAUACUUCUUGUUGAUAUUGAUAGCUUUCUUAUUGUUGUAUUUAUCAAAAUAAUGGAAAAAGUUAAAAUUAAAUUUUAUCUCAAAAGUGUGUGUGGGGGGCAAAACAUACCUUUUGCCCCACCCCCCCUGUCCAAAAAGUGAGGGGGCACUUGCCCCCCUUGCCCCCCUAUUCCUACGCCAAUGUAAAGUUGCCGCAGAGUGAAGGCAUUAGGUAUUCAACGCGGUAUUUUAUUCCGAAACGCCAAACCGGAAGCCGCGCCGAACGUAAGCGCUGCGUUAUCGCCGCUGUGACGUAGAGGACGUGUCUCCUGCAAAUGCGACGAGAUGAACGUUGGCCGUAUUCUCAACACCCGCUCCCUUGCUGCGCUCUCGCUGAUGUUUGGAGGUUUUUGCGGCCGUUAAAUCCGUGUUUUCUCCCCGGGGAUCAGCCCGGGACUGUGGCAGCCCCGUCGGCUGCAGCGGACAUGGAUUGAUCCAUUAUUCCUUGGGAAGGGGGAGCAGCCGAACCUGGGCAGAACUGAGCGUUAGCCGGACAGCCAUGGAGGCAGACGGAAGAGCCUGGGAAUGUUGUGUCACUAAAAGCUCCGCGCUGCUGAAUCAGAUCCUGUUAUAAACAGUUGCUGUUGGAAAAUUUCUGGUUUCAUCCAUGCAAAUCCUGGAAAAAAGCGUGCACACGCAGUGGAUAUGUCAGCUGUCUGUGCACACUUUGCAGAAACCUUUCUAGUUUUUUCCCAUGCGUCCAUUUCUGCAGCUAUAAUGCCCAGUUUCCAAUAAAACUAAUGCUUGAUGCCAUAGAACUGAUAUAUAACUAAUUUAUUUAAUGCGUGUAUGUGCUCUCUGUUUCUAAGUGCCCCCACUCCUUCCUUCCUAAAAGGUUUAGGUUGAACUUUGACCCCCUGAGUGCAGCGUUGUCAGCAGGAGGCCCAGUUAUAGUUAUAUGGGAACCAGCUCUAGCUGCAGCAGGGCAGCUGUAGGUCAGCAAUGGGAGGCUCUGUGUCCUGCUGCUUCUCUCCAGGAGAGAGUCCAAAACUCCACAGGAGACACGUGGAUCUGGACGAGUGUCCCAUCACCACCACAGAGGACGUGAGCGAGGACACUGGGACGUACCUGCAGCACAUCAGCGACAGGGAGCUCCCCGAUGAACUGGCCCAAGAGGCGAACCCAUCGGACCACCCCAGAGCCAGCACCCUCUUCCUCAACAAGUCCCAGACUGAUGUGCGCGAAAAAAGGAAAAGCAACUACAUGAACCAUGCAUCCCCAGGGCUCCUGACUAAAAAGUACAGCUCCUGCUCAACAAUUUUUAUCGAUGAUAGCACAGUGAGCCAACCAAACCUUAAGAGUACUAUCAGAUGUGUUGCUUUGGCAAUAUACUAUCACAUCAAAAACAGAGAUUCCAACCGCUCUCUGGAUAUAUUUGAUGAGAAGAAGCACCCUCUGUCGAGAGAAAAGGUCCCGGAUGAUUAUUCAGUGGUUGAUCCUGAGCACAAACUGAUCUACCGUUUCAUCAGGACACUCUUCAGCUCUGCGCAGCUCACAGCCGAGUGCGCCAUCGUCACUCUAGUGUACCUGGAAAGACUUUUGACUUACGCCGAGAUAGACAUUUGUCCCUCCAACUGGAAGCGCAUCGUUCUUGGCGCCAUCCUGCUGGCUUCCAAAGUCUGGGACGACCAGGCCGUCUGGAAUGUCGAUUAUUGCCAGAUACUGAAGGAUAUCACAGUGGAGGACAUGAAUGAGAUGGAGCGUCACUUCUUGGAGCUGCUUCAGUUUAACAUCAACGUUCCAGCCAGCGUUUACGCCAAGUAUUACUUUGACCUGCGUUCUCUGGCGGAUGACAACAACCUCAACUUCCCUCUGGAGCCACUAAGCAACAAGCGAGCCCAAAAACUGGAGGCCAUAUCCAGGCUGUGUGAGGACAAGUACAAGGACAUGUGCAAAUCUGCUAUGAAGAGGUCCAUGAGUGCGGACAAUAUGGUUGGCAUCAAGAACUCGCAGGCUGUGCUUUCCUGAAUCAGUCAAAAACUCGUCUUAGAUCUUCCUAAGUGGACUGAACUACUGAUAAAGGAUUUCGGAGAAGACAACCAUCCUUGAGGGAUUAAAUGUCAAUUGUAGAGGCUAAAUAUACAACACUAUAACAUUAUUAAUCAUGUCUUUGUAUUAAUUCCCAAAAAAACUUUAUUGGUUUUCCGUUAAAAGCAUGAGGAUUUCGUGACAUAUAUUGGAGGAAAACAGUAUAAAAUGCUUCCUCAAGUCCCACAAGUUUCUUUGUAUCUCCUUUUUUUUUAUUAUGUUCUUGGGGAGUAAUUAUCCGGCUGCUGCCACCUUGUCCCCAGCAGUAUUUACACAACAAAAACUGUCAUGAACUACCCUGUGGCGUAGUUGUGCACAUGGACAACAAGAUGUUUUGCUUACUGUGUAGGCUUCUAUAGCUGUGAAAUGUUCUAGACUUUAUUUAAUUUAAAUAAAUUUCACUCGCUGUUUCAA
Fundulus heteroclitus (mummichog) is the source of this 2541-nucleotide messenger RNA. Its product is annotated as cyclin-Y-like protein 1. Gene Ontology annotation, cellular component: plasma membrane. NCBI's taxonomy places the organism in Eukaryota, Metazoa, Chordata, Actinopteri, Cyprinodontiformes, Fundulidae. The transcript has 10 exons. Bases 1042 to 2067 code for a protein of 341 amino acids. The record is from RefSeq and is a predicted model, not a curated record. Gene Ontology annotation, biological process: regulation of canonical Wnt signaling pathway; regulation of cyclin-dependent protein serine/threonine kinase activity. Gene Ontology annotation, molecular function: protein kinase binding; cyclin-dependent protein serine/threonine kinase activator activity.